CUUUCAUUUGUUACUGAAGCAGUUGCUACGGCUCAUUAUCAACUUUCCCUUGACAGGAAUGUAUCCAAAAUUCAAAAUGAUCAAAACUAUCUUGUUUGCGAUAUAAGCGAUGUCUCUGUUGGAAUAGCCAGAAUCCAUGCUGCCUCCACUGAGUCCCUUAGCACCGUUACGGAAGUCUCUGAUGAUAUCACACAAGGAUCAAUAAAUUUGGAGGGCAGGUUUAGAAACUACUUGACAGAACAUAUGACAGAGUUAAACUUGAACACUUCACUGAUAGAUCAAUUUGUUAAUGCAUUCACAGAAGACAUUAAGAAAUGACUGCCUUCUCACAAGCGGAUGCUAAUAACGAUGUUGUUGAAUUUACUUAUGAAGACCUCAACAGAAUUGUCUUUGAACCCUUUAUCGAAAGCACAACUAACUUCAUAUCAAAUGCUGGCAAAACUCAUGGCCAAUGCGAGAUCUUUUUCUUCGGAAAAUAUGGUGUUGAUGCAUACUUGGCUGAAAAACUUACAAGGGCCAACCCGGGGAGGUUGGAAUAUUAUCAUUCUUUUAUUAAAGAUUCACACGAGAGGAUUUCCUCCGGCGCAGUAUCUUCUGUAUUAAGCACUUACAAAUCCCAAAUUCCCUUUUUUUCUGACAAACAAUCGUCAAGACAAGAAACUAUUUUGGAAGAAAAUAGUAUUAUCAUUAAUGGGGAUUAUAGUUACGACUUCAUUGUUGCAAUCGACUUUGGUAACACGUCCUCUGGGUGCUCAUAUGUCAAACUAAGGGAUAAUAAAGGCAGACCGGCAAGUACACAAAGUAUCAAGACUAUAAAAGAAGAUUGGCCAGCGUGUAAUGCACUCGAGUUCGAAAAAGUCCCUACUUUGUUAAUGUACGGCAAGAAUAUGAAGCCGAAAUACUGGGGUGAAGAAGCAAGGCUUCAAGCAAAGCGCCAUCAAGACCUCAAUCUUUUGGGAAACUUUAAGCUGUUUUUACGUCCGGAUCCUCUAGAAAAGCUUUAUGACCAGAACCAUGAUCUGGAAGAAACGAAAGAGCAGGGAGAGUUUGUUAAUGAUAGAAACGAAACGAGAAAUUUUACUGCGGUCAAAGUAAUUGCUGAUUAUCUCAAGCUUUUUAAAAAUCACAUCAUUGAGCACAUCGUUACUAAAGAAUAUAAUGAUAACUUCAACGACUUUACCAGAGCAAGACUUCUAAGAAAAUACAAGAUGAGAUAUGUGAUUACUGUACCAGCGAUUUGGGAUAUGCCAGCGCGAGAUACCAUGGUGCAAGCUGCCAUUAAAGCUGGAAUGAUAACAAGAAGGGAUUUAGAUAGGCUUAUUAUAAUCAGUGAGGCUGAGGCAGUAGCAUUGUCAUGUGAAAAGAGAUUUACCGAAUAUUUUAAUAAGGCGGAUGGUAGCGUAGACGAUACAAACUUUAUUGUCUGUGAUGCUGGCGGAGGAACUGUUGAUUUAGUUACUUUUAAUUUACAAUACAAUGAAAAAAAGGAGGCAAUGCUUUGUCAAAUCGGCGAUGGUGUUGGUGAUACAUGUGGAUCAACUCUUCUCGAUGUGAGAUUUAAAAAGUACCUAUUCGAUUUUUACCUUAGCUGCGGAGUAAAUAUCGACGAAUCAAAUAUUCAGCUCGACGAUGUUAUGCAAGAAUUCAUUAAAAACCAAAAGCCCGGUUUCAUGCCCAAUUCGUAUGGUGAUAGUUAUUACGAAAUAGAUUUGCCGGGAAAGGGUGUUAUAAAUACUUCCAGCAACUCCAACUACAUAUUGGCUAAUGGAAAUACAACGCUUAAAAUGAAAAACCAAGAUAUGAAAGAGAAAAUAUUCGACCCUAUUGUUGAACGCAUUAUUUCUCUGAUCAAUAAUCAAUUAGAAGAAGCCGAAAGAGGAUGCGCAAAAAUUAACGCAAUUUUGAUGGUUGGAGGCUUUUCACAAUCCAGAUAUCUGCAGCAACGCAUCAAAGAUAAGUAUAAAGGUAGGUGUCAUGUAAGCGUUCCUUAUGAUGGUGUUACGACUAUUUCUCACGGUGCUGCUUCUUAUGCCUUAAAUCCUCGUUUACUAUCAAAAAAAUUUGCCAACCAAUCCCUUGGUUUACAGGUAAGGUCACCUUUUAUGAAGAGCUUGACGGAUUUGGACAAGGAAAAAAUCAAAGGCCCCGACGGAGACGAAAAUUUCGAAAAAGAUCGCUUAGAGUAUUUUGUAACAAGAGGUGAAGAAUUGGAAGGCGAGCGACAAACGGUACACAAAAAAGAUGUGUAUGUCGUAUACCCCAACGCUGCAUCAUGCUAAAAUAGCGGAAGCCAAAAUUAUCAUGCCAUGUAUGGCUGGAAUGGAUGGAAAAUCAAUUUACUUCACAGUUAGUCUUCAGAUAGAGCAUAUAGGAGUCACUGUUACUAUUGAAUGUCAAGAUCCAGCAAUCAAUGCAGAAGUCCAAAAAAUCACCAAAAAUCGAAAGUCAUCUCUUAAGUUCAAGCCCCAGUGUAGUCUUAAUGUGGCGACCUCCAAACAACCUUUGAUUUCAUAUUCUCUAGCUAAAACUGGUCAUCUGUUUAAUUUUCGGGAGACCCGAAAGUAACGAUCAGUUGCACAUUUAGAUAUUUUUCUUAAAAAACGUAAGAAAAUAAACUUUAUCAUAUAUACUUGGAGCAUUUUUCAUUUUAG
This is a messenger RNA of Mucor mucedo, 2651 nucleotides long. RefSeq lists its product as uncharacterized. The record is from RefSeq and is a predicted model, not a curated record. Lineage: Eukaryota; Fungi; Mucoromycota; Mucoromycetes; Mucorales; Mucoraceae. Bases 315 to 2279 code for a protein of 654 amino acids. The transcript is spliced from 6 exons.